Molecule: messenger RNA, 12300 nt
Organism: Dunckerocampus dactyliophorus (ringed pipefish)
Lineage: Eukaryota; Metazoa; Chordata; Actinopteri; Syngnathiformes; Syngnathidae
Exons: 61
Coding region: 395-8476 (2693 amino acids)
Biological process (GO): G protein-coupled receptor signaling pathway; cell surface receptor signaling pathway
Cellular component (GO): membrane
Molecular function (GO): 4 iron, 4 sulfur cluster binding; G protein-coupled receptor activity
Source: RefSeq, a predicted model, not a curated record
ACAGCUUGAGCCAAGAGCUUUGUUUUGAUCUCUUCCGUGUACUAAUUAUUAUUAUGUCAAUGUGAAAUUUCAUGUUACACAUGAUUAAUCUUUAAUCUGAGGAGGAAAACUUGCUCACACUAAGAAACGGUACUCAAGGAAGUAGAGUGGAAAAUGUGUGUGUGUGUGUGUGUGUGUGUGUGUGUGUGUGUGUGUGUGUGUGUGUGUGUGUGUGGGUGGGGGUGAGAGAACCUUACCUUAUUUCAGGAAGUUUUUCAAGCAGCAUGUUUCCCAUAGUUCAGUAUACGGGUUUGGCAGCCUUAUACAAGCUGGGAGCUCCUAUUAUGAGAUGAGUUCGCUGCCAGACACAGAAGGAGCAAUAUCAGCAGGGGAGGGAUGAAAUGUGACCUACGGAAUGGCAAUAUCGAAGAAUGGCCUGAUCAUCACUCUCCUUCUGGCGACACUUUGUAUCCUGAAAACGGGGAACAUCAUCAAAGUCCACUCAGAAGAACAACACAUCAAGAGGGCGAAAAGGGCUGAGCUUCUUGACCUCUAUGAGUAUGACGUCUCCAUAGAGCUGAACGUGAGCAGUGUUCAGACAGUCGACUUACUUCGCAGCCUGCUGGACAACAACACCUUACUGAUUGCUCUGACUCCCUCUGCAAAGGUGAAACGCAUUUACAUCACCACAGUUUGCUCCUCCAAAGAGAUCGACUUCAAGUGCAAAUGCGAAGAGGGCUUUUUUUGGUCGGGCGACCACUGUAGGACAUAUGGACCCUGUGAUGAGAUCAUCGAAGACACCUGUACUUGUAUCCAGCGCAUUCCCUCCGAUGGCCAAUACUGCCUGGCAAGGACAGACACAACAGUGUCCAACACUACACCUACUUCAGGACCAACAACAGCAGACACAACGCUGGUUACCAACGGCACAUCUCCGUCACCAAUAUCAACCACAAACCCAGCUGUUCCAAAUGCGACUACAUUUUUGACAACGCCAGCAACAACGCCUCCAUUUGGUUAUGAAUACACCGUGUCUGUUGAGCUGAGUACCACAGAUACGAGUGUAGAAUACCUACUGAGGCACAUUCUGGGAAACACUAGCUACCCCAUCCUGAUCAACAGCUUCUCCGAAAUCUCAGCAAUCAACAUGACAACAGUUUGCUAUCCAAGCAUUGAUGGUUUCUAUUGCAUAUGUGAGGAUGAGCAUCGUUGGCCAUGUGACCAGUGUUACCUGUAUGGAUCAUGUGACCACAUCACAAAUGACACAUGUGGUUGUAUCACUGCCCUUCCCACUGAUGGACAAUAUUGUCAAUCUGUUUAUCACCACAAUUUUACAUCUUGUCCAUCGACGACACCUCCUGCUACGGUAACAGCAUCUCCUCCAUUUGUUUAUGAAUACAUCAUCUCUGUUGAGCUGAACACCACAGAUGUGAAUGUGGUAAACCUACUGAGGAACAUUCUGAGAAACACCAGUUACCCCAUCGGCAUUAACAGCUACUCACACAUCUUGGACAUCAACAUGACGACAGUUUGCUAUCCAAGCAUUGAUGGUUUCUAUUGCAUAUGUGAGGAUGAGCAUCGUUGGUCAUGUGACCAGUGUUCCCUCUAUGGCUCAUGUGACUACAUCACAAAUGACACGUGUGGAUGCAUCAAUGCCAUUCCCAUUGAUGGACAAUAUUGUCAGUCUGUUUAUCACCACGAUUUUACACCUUGUCCCGUUACAACACUUCCUCCAUUUGUUUAUGAAUACAUCAUCUCUGUUGAGCUGAACACCACAGAUGUGAAUGUGGUAAACCUACUGAGGAACAUUCUGAGAAACACCAGUUACCCCAUCGGCAUUAACAGCUACUCACAAAUCUUGGACAUCAACAUGACUACAGUUUGCUAUCCAAGCAUUGAUGGUUUCUAUUGCAUAUGUGAGGAUGAGCAUCGUUGGUCAUGUGACCAGUGUUCCCUCUAUGGCUCAUGUGACUACAUCACAAAUGAUACAUGCGGAUGCAUCAAUGCCAUUCCCAUUGAUGGACAAUAUUGUCAGUCUGUUUAUCACCACGAUUUUACACCUUGUCUCGUUACAACACCUCCUCCAUUUGUUUAUGAAUACAUCAUCUCUAUUGAGCUGAACACCACAGAUGUGAAUGUGGUAAACCUACUGAGGAACAUUCUGAGAAACACCAGUUACCCCAUCGGCAUUAACAGCUACUCACACAUCUUGGACAUCAACAUGACUACAGUUUGCUAUCCAAGCAUUGAUGGUUUCUAUUGCAUAUGUGAGGAUGAGCAUCGUUGGUCAUGUGACCAGUGUUUCUUCUAUGGCUCAUGUGACUACAUCACAAAUGAUACAUGUGGAUGCAUCAAUGCCAUUCCCAUUGAUGGACAAUAUUGCCAAUCUGUUUAUCACCACGAUUUUAUGCCUUGUCCCGUUACAACACCUCCUCCAUUUGUUUAUGAAUACAUCAUCUCUGUUGAGCUGAACACCACAGAUGUGAAUGUGGUAAACCUACUGAGGAACAUUCUGAGAAACACCAGUUACCCCAUCGGCAUUAACAGCUACUCACAAAUCUUGGACAUCAACAUGACGACAGUUUGCUAUCCAAGCAUUGAUGGUUUCUAUUGCAUAUGUGAGGAUGAGCAUCGUUGGUCAUGUGACCAGUGUUCCCUCUAUGGCACAUGUGACUACAUCACAAAUGAUACAUGUGGAUGCAUCAAUGCCAUUCCCAUUGAUGGACAAUAUUGUCAAUCUGUUUAUCACCACGAUUUUACACCUUGUCCCGUUACAACACCUCCUCCAUUUGUUUAUGAAUACAUCAUCUCUGUUGAGCUGAACACCACAGAUGUGAAUGUGGUAAACCUACUGAGGAACAUUCUGAGAAACACCAGUUACCCCAUCGGCAUUAACAGCUACUCACACAUCUUGGAGAUCAACAUGACUACAGUUUGCUAUCCAAGCAUUGAUGGUUUCUAUUGCAUAUGUGAGGAUGAGCAUCGUUGGUCAUGUGACCAGUGUUCCCUCUAUGGCUCAUGUGACUACAUCACAAAUGAUACAUGUGGAUGCAUCAAUGCCAUUCCCAUUGAUGGACAAUAUUGUCAAUCUGUUUAUCACCACGAUUUUACGCCUUGUCCCGUUACAACACCUCCUCCAUUUGUUUAUGAAUACAUCAUCUCUAUUGAGCUGAACACCACAGAUGUGAAUGUGGUAAACCUACUGAGGAACAUUCUGAGAAACACCAGUUACCCCAUCGGCAUUAACAGCUACUCACAAAUCUUGGACAUCAACAUGACGACAGUUUGCUAUCCAAGCUUUGAUGGCUUCCAUUGCAUAUGUGAGGAUCAGCAUCGUUGGUCAUGUGACCAGUGUUUCUUCUAUGGCUCAUGUGACUACAUCACAAAUGACACGUGUGGAUGCAUCAAUGCCAUUCCCAUUGAUGGACAAUAUUGUCAAUCUGUUUAUCACCACGAUUUUACACCUUGUCCCGUUACAACACCUCCUCCAUUUGUUUAUGAAUACAUCAUCUCUAUUGAGCUGAACACCACAGAUGUGAAUGUGGUAAACCUACUGAGGAACAUUCUGAGAAACACCAGUUACCCCAUCGACAUUACCAGCUACUCACACAUCUUGGACAUCAACAUGACUACAGUUUGCUAUCCAAGCAUUGAUGGUGUCUAUUGCAUAUGUGAGGAUGAGCAUCGUUGGUCAUGUGACCAGUGUUUCUUCUAUGGCUCAUGUGACUACAUCACAAAUGACACGUGUGGAUGCAUCAAUGCCAUUCCCAUUGAUGGACAAUAUUGUCAGUCUGUUUAUCACCACGAUUUUACGCCUUGUCCCGUUACAACACCUCCUCCAUUUGUUUAUGAAUACAUCAUCUCUGUUGAGCUGAACACCACAGAUGUGAAUGUGGUAAACCUACUGAGGAACAUUCUGAGAAACACCAGUUACCCCAUCGGCAUUAACAGCUACUCACAAAUCUUGGACAUCAACAUGACUACAGUUUGCUAUCCAAGCAUUGAUGGUUUCUAUUGCAUAUGUGAGGAGGAGCAUCGUUGGUCAUGUGACCAGUGUUCCCUCUAUGGCUCAUGUGACUACAUCACAAAUGAUACAUGUGGAUGCAUCAAUGCCAUUCCCAUUGAUGGACAAUAUUGUCAAUCUGUUUAUCACCACGAUUUUACGCCUUGUCCCGUUACAACACCUCCUCCAUUUGUUUAUGAAUACAUCAUCUCUAUUGAGCUGAACACCACAGAUGUGAAUGUGGUAAACCUACUGAGGAACAUUCUGAGAAACACCAGUUACCCCAUCGGCAUUAACAGCUACUCACACAUCUUGGACAUCAACAUGACUACAGUUUGCUAUCCAAACACUGAUGGUUUCUAUUGCAUGUGUGAGGAUGAGCAUCGUUGGUCAUGUGACCAGUGUUUCUUCUAUGGCUCAUGUGACUACAUCACAAAUGACACGUGUGGAUGCAUCAAUGCCAUUCCCAUUGAUGGACAAUAUUGUCAAUCUGUUUAUCACCACGAUUUUACGCCUUGUCCCGUUACAACACCUCCUCCAUUUGUUUAUGAAUACAUCAUCUCUGUUGAGCUGAACACCACAGAUGUGAAUGUGGUAAACCUACUGAGGAACAUUCUGAGAAACACCAGUUACCCCAUCGACAUUAACAGCUACUCACACAUCUUGGACAUCAACAUGACUACAGUUUGCUAUCCAAACACUGAUGGUUUCUAUUGCAUAUGUGAGGAUGAGCAUCGUUGGUCAUGUGACCAGUGUUCCCUCUAUGGCUCAUGUGACUACAUCACAAAUGACACGUGUGGAUGCAUCAAUGCCAUUCCCAUUGAUGGACAAUAUUGUCAAUCUGUUUAUCACCACGAUUUUACACCUUGUCCCGUUACAACACCUCCUCCAUUUGUUUAUGAAUACAUCAUCUCUGUUGAGCUGAACACCACAGAUGUGAAUGUGGUAAACCUACUGAGGAACAUUCUGAGAAACACCAGUUACCCCAUCGGCAUUAACAGCUACUCACAAAUCUUGGACAUCAACAUGACUACAGUUUGCAGUCCAAAGAGUGAUGAAUACCAGUGCAUAUGUGAGGACCAGUAUCGUUGGGCAUGUGACCAGUGUUUCUUUUACGAAUUAUGUGACAACAUCACGGAUGACACAUGUGGAUGCAUCAAAGCCAUUCCCCUUGAUGGGCGAUACUGUCAGUCCAUUGAGCAACAUGACACCGCCGUUUGCCCGAGCACAACCCCCUUUUCUACAUAUACGACAACUGCCAGUACGACAAUAAACACAACAGCAACCCCAACACCGACAGAUUCAACAAUUGCUUCUACAACGGCUGGGAACACGACAACAGCAACAACGCCGCAAACUGUAACAAACACAACACUGGUUUCUCCGACAUCUCCAGUUACAAACAGUACGACAACUCCAGCGCCGACAACAGUAACAAACAGUACGACAACAACAGUAACAAACAGUACGACAACUCCAGCGCCGACAACGGUAACAAACAAUACGACAACUCCAGCGCCGACAACGGUAACAAACAGUACCACAACUCCAGCACCGACAACAGUAAUAAGAAGUACGACAACUCCAGCACCGACAACAGCAGUAACAACUCUGUCGACUACAGCGAAUCCACCAACAACAGUAUUUGAUUUGGACAUGACAAUCAGAUUCGACAAAGAGUACACUGCAGAAUUAGGUGAUUCAACAAGCUCUGCUUACAAUGACUUCGUGUCUCUGAUCUCUCCUGUGCUAAGUGAUCAAUAUGGAGAAAUAACAGGAUUCCAGGAUGUUGUUGUGAGGGCUUUAAGGCCAGGAAGUGUGAUUGCAGUCUUCGUUGUGCGAGCGUCUCAAGUUAACCCUGAUGAACUUGAUGUGGUAAAUCAAAGAAUCCCUCAGGCAAUGCAGGGAAUUGCCCCUGUUAAUGGCCCUGUUACUAUAACCUACAAUAGCCUGAUUGUAAUCGCAUCUCCGGCUGUGACGUAUACUGGAACGUCCAUGGCACUGAGAUGCGGCCCCCCUCCAGAUAACAUCGAUUUGGGAGAGAUCACGGACUCCAAGUGGAAAUUAAAUGGACGGGAGAUUAAAAAUGGCGGACGAAUUCAGAUAACUACAUUUGCUCGACAGUCUGAGCUAAGGGUCGGGAACGUGAUUCUAGCUGAUGCCGGUUCUUAUGAAUGUACUCUGAUGAGCAGAGUUAUGUAUUUUGUGCAAAAGGGGCAAGCCAACAUCAUCCAAGCUCCAAAUAUACGGCUACCGAGUAAAGUCAAUGUUAAAUGUUCGGCUGGACUGACGGUGCCUAUACAGUGUUGUGUGCAAUCCAACUAUGUUGUCAGGUGGUUUCUGGGCACCACUGGUUUGAUUUCAGAGCCCAGUCUUGACGGAGAAAGCUUCUGCGUCACGCACAGAUACAGUCUAAGUGACUGCAGCGAUUUCCAAACAGAAACAUUAAGUUUUACAUGCCGAGUCGAUGAACCAAAUGGGUUUCAAGACACGACAACAAUGAUCAUUUUCAACGACAAUGUUGUAUGUAAUGAUCCGCUCUAUGGGACUGGACGACUCGAUGACCUAUCAACAAUAGCAUGUGAUGCUGGUCUAGAGGGGAGCCGCACUGCAAUAUGUAGGGAUACAGGAGAAUGGAGUCUUUUGGAAGACAUUUGCAUUGUAACAGAAAUCAAGGACUUGCUACUUGUUUCGGAGGAUUUGGUUGAAGAGGACGUGCCACAAUUUGCUGCAAACCUUAGUGAAGUUGUCCAGGGGGAAAAAGAAGACAUUGUAAAUUCAUCCGCAACCAUAUCAGCCAUCGUUGAUAUCCUGAGCACCAUUGCAAACGUUUCCAGUGAAGUGAAUGAAACGGUCAUGGUGAAUGUGCUGGAGGCAGUUGAUGUCAUCAUUGGUGACGACGCAAGGGAGUCCUGGGAAAUUCUGAGAGAAAAUGUUACCCUCAAUGCUAGCUCAGAGUUGCUGGGUUCAAUGGAGACUCUCUCUGACAUAUUGGUAGGAGAGUUUACAAUCAGAACUCCAUUAAUUCUGCUCAACAGAACAUCAUUCAAUGACUCCUUCAUGGCAGACGUCAACUCCAGCGUUGUCAUCGACAUUCCAAACUCCAAUAGUAACAAUGUUUCCAUCACCACUAUUGUCUUCUCCACCCUUAAUAAUGUCCUGCCACCACGGAACUCCAGCUUUAACAGCAGCAAUCCCCAAACCAACGCAUCUGUUGCCUUGAAUGACACAAUCAAUGCUGCAGUGGCACUUGUCAGCGUAAACACAGAGAUCCGUAAUAUUACUCUGAGUUUCCAAAAGCGAAACGACUCCCUGACAGAGAACCCGCAGUGCGUCUUCUGGAACUUUACGCUUUUUGAUAACUUGGGUGCCUGGGACGAUGAGGGCUGCACAUUAGUUUCCGAUAUCAACAACACAGUGACCUGCAACUGCAACCACCUCACUUCAUUCUCCAUCCUCAUGGCAAUCGAUAUCCCUGAGUCAAUUCGGGUUUUGUUGGACGUGAUCACAUAUGUCGGAGUUGGAAUAUCUCUGGCAAGUCUUGUUAUCUGUCUCAUUAUUGAGGGAUAUGUUUGGAAAGCCUUGACCAGAAACAGCACUGCCUUCAUGCGCCAUGUUUCUAUCGUGAACACUGCACUGUCUUUGCUGAUUGCUGACAUUUGCUUCAUUAUUGCUGCGUCUUAUGCCAAGAACCCCCUUGAAAACCCGGGGGAGGACCAUAAGGUCCCAAUAGGACCAUGUAGCACCGCGACUUUUUUCAUGCACUUUUUCUACCUCGCUUUAUUCUUCUGGAUGCUCGUGUCAGGACUUCUCCUUCUCUACCGCACCGUCAUGGUCUUCUCCCAUAUGUCCAAGUCAGCCAUGUUGGCCAUUGGCUUUACGUUUGGCUACGUGUGCCCUCUGAUCAUAGCUGUGAUCACCGUUGCUGUCACAGCGCCGGGAGAUGGAUACAUCAGGGAAAAUGACGCAUGUUGGCUGAACUGGGUCAAGACCAAGGCCCUGCUGGCCUUAGUGAUACCGGCACUGACCAUAGUUGUUAUAAACAUUUUGAUCAUAAUCGUGGUCUUGUUCAAAAUGCUGAGAAGAGGCGUGAGAGAAGCGAACCCGACCGAUGAAAAGCACGCGCUGGUUGUCAUUGCCAGAUGUGUGAUCAUUUUGACUCCGUUAUUUGGACUAACGUGGUCUUUGGGAGUGGGAACCAUGGUAUCGCCCACAAACGAGGGGAUCCACAUUGCAUUUGCCUUCUUCAAUUCACUACAGGGAUUCUUCAUUUUAGUGUUUGGGACACUCUGGGAUUCAAAGAUUCGAGCCAUCCUUUCCAGAAAGCUACCCACAACAAGCACCGGCUCCAGCUCCAAUCAAACUACGAGUACAAGUGGCGGCACUUCUUUCAGUGGACUAAAAUGGAUUGGCAGGCUGCGUGGAAAGAGAAAUGUCUACCGUGUGUCAGAUGCGGCAAACUCGAGCAGCUCUCAGUCGUUCUCCAAUACCUGAACUUAAUUAUUACUCAUAUUGUACUCAACUACUGAGAUUUAGUAGAACUCUGAAGUUGAACCUUUUAAACCCUGGGCCAUUUUGCUUGAAGAAGAAAUCCCGAAGACCUUUUAAGACCUCUUCAUCAGUGGUGUCCAAAAUGCGGCCCGGGUUCUGUUUGCGGCCUGCAGCUUGUUUUCUUUUGGCCCUACAAAAAAGGAAAAAAAAAAAGGAGCAAAGAUGCGAGAAAAAGUUGAAUUGUUGAUACUAAUACCAACAUUGAUAAUACGUUAUAUAAUUUAUUAGCAUAUCGAAAUGUGCUAAGCGCAUACCAGGGAAAUGACAAAUGAUGAACUUUUCUACAAGGGUGGGGACAAAAUAUUGACAUUGCACUCGUUAUAUAAUGAUAAUAAUAAGACGUUUGGUCACCGAUAGCACAAAUGUACAAUGCAGACGACAUGGAUGAGCUUGGUACCAACAGAAUCAACUUUGAUGGUUACUAUAAAUGACAAAAUGCACAUGUAUAUGCUGCUUAUGAUACUUGUACUUGUCGGAACGGCAAAGUAUUUGGUUAAGCUAGGCCAUGUUCGUCGCAGUAGUAUUUUUUUUCAUGAAAUUAUUCAUGACGUAUGUUGGUCUCGGAUUGCGCGCUUUUAUUUUUCAAUAUUUCCCCCAUUUAAACUGCUCAUGGUUUGAUUUUGUCGUCAGUUUUCCUGUAAUCUUUUCCGUUUAGCUUGCAGCUGACGUCCUUCGAGUUACGAAGUUGAGCAAUCACCAUCACGACACAAUGAAAGACGUAACGCAUCUGAGAUACUGCUCAACUUCUGAUUACCUUGGAUUUUCAAAUAACUGGAUUGGAUUGGUUUUAGCAUCUUUAACGUGAAAACUGCAUCAAAAAUGUUUCUAUAUGCGGUUCUUGGUGGGAAAAACUUGGCCCUUGUCUUAAGCCUAGGUCAUAAUCGUAUGCGCAAUCUUUUUGACCGUGCGUUUUUUGGCGUCCCGCUGUGUUUUUGUCUUUUUUGUUCGUGGAGAACGAAGUAGUGGUGACCAUGAAGGAGUAAGAUCAUAUAUACCAAAUAUCUGAACGUGCUUCGGCCGCACUAAUUACGUAUGUGACAUAUGAAAACAUUGACAUUUUGCAGUACAAAACGUACAAAAGACACAUGUUGGAUGUCCGGUCGACGAUGUACGAAGUGCGUUAAGUUUGUCUUGCAACCUGAAAAAAACGUAAGCGGCCGCAGAGUUUGUUUACUAGGACAAAGAACCUCUACGGACAGUCUGUGCCUUGAAAAUAAGCACGUCACACACGCCUCUGUGCGUUUGUUGCACUUAGACCGCCAUUAAGAGCCUCUGCGACCUGUUGUGACCUAGGCUUUACGAGGUACGCUGAAGUUUUGCACAAUAUGACGUAACGCCAUGCAUGACUUAGUAGUUUUGUACGACCUGAGCGGCACACUUUGCCAAAUAUUGUGAGGGAAUCAUGCACUGGAAAACCUCAAACGUGUUUGACAUUCGAGUAGGGGUGGGCAGCACUGCGAUGUCUGAUAUUGACCCCAUACCGAGUAAAUACUCAUCCCAACUUUUUAUCAUUGAAUGAUUUGGUCAUUUUGCUUGUAAUUUCUUGAUCAUGAUUAUCAUCUGGAUCAGACUCGGGACAAACAAAAAUAUAUUUAUCAAGGAACUUACUGUAUUUGUGAACAAUUAAACAAUACGGGUUAUGUUCCAGGGCCAUCGGUGAAUGCCGAAAAACAGAAAGUAACUGAAACGCCCAUAAACAUGUCUAUUUUCCGCUUUUACGUCUCACAGCUACUAUGGUGCGUUCACGUACCGCCGAAGAAAGUGCGAAAUCUCAACUCUUCACAAAAAACAUGUAUCAGUGAAGCAUAAAGCCAUAAAAUUGUGGAGUUUUAACAGCGGUACAUGAGUGCUGUACAUUUUCUGUAUAUUAUUGCGUAUUUAUAAAUGAUUUUUUAAAAUAUUCUUAGGAAAAAAUAAAGAUUUUUGGAGAAAACGAUUUUUUUUAAACUAAAAUCUGCGCUCCACUGUACAGUACAGGCCAGGAUUGUCGAUACCAAUACUUUUUUAUCAUUGAAUGAUUUUGUCAUUUUGCUUGUAAUUUGUUAAUCAUGAUUAUCAUCUGGAUCAGACUCAAGAUAAACAAAAAUGCUUUUCAUAACGAACUUACUGUAUUUGUAAACAAUUUAACAAUACAGGGCCAUCAGUGAAUGCCGAAAAAACGCAUGUAAUUGAAACGCCCAUAAUGUCUAUUUGCCGCUUUUUGCGUCUCACAGCAACUGUGGUGCGUUCAAGGACCGCCGAGCAAAGUGCGAAAUCUCAACCCUCGACAAAAAACAUGUAUCAGUGGAUCAUGAAGCCAUAAAAUUGUAGACUUUUUAACAGCGGUACACGAGUGCUGUACAUUUUAUGUAUAUUAUUGCGUAUUUAUACAUUAUUUUGAAAAAAAUUCUGAGGAAAAAAAAGAUUUUGGGAGAAAAAAAAAAUUUUUUUGAACUAAAAUCUGCGCUCCACUGUACAGUACAAUCCAGUAUUGCCGAUACCAAUACUUUUUAUCAUUGAAUGAUUUUGUCAUUUUGCUUGUAAUUUAUUGAUCAUGAUUAUCAUCUGAAUCACACUCAGGACAAACAAAAAUAUAUUUAUCAACGAACUUGUGAACAAUUUAACAAUACAGUAGAUUUUAUGUUCCAGGGCCAUCGGUGAAUGCCGAAAAAACACAUGUAAUUAAAACGCCCGCUUUUUGCGUCUCACAGCAACUAUGGUGCGUUCAAGGACCGCCGAGCGAAGUGCGAAAUCUCAACCCUCGACAAAAAACAUGUAUCAGUGAAGCAUAAAGCCAUAAAACAGUGGAGAGCUUUUAACAGCGGCGCAUGCAUGCUGUACAUUUUACAUACAUAUUUAUAAAUUAUUACAGAACUUUUUCUGAGGAAAAAAAAAACAUUUUUUGAACAAAAAUCUGCAAUCCACUGUACAGUACAGGCCAGUAUUGUCGAUACCAAUACUUGAUUUUAGGCAAACACAAAAAAAUGUGUGAUCAACAAACGUAGAUGUGAACAAUUGAACAGUAUUUAAUACAACAACAUCAUCAAUGUAGCAACGUGACCAACACAACUAAAAAAAGCCCUAUUUGUGAACACAGUCAUACCGAAGAGAACAGAAAAAUCUUGAUCUCAUCACUCUCGUACCAGUCUGAUACUAGAUACUACCCUUGGUAUCGACACCGUCCAUAUUGGAAUGGAUUUUGCCAACCCCUACUUUAGAGGUUCCACUGUACCGUACUCUGCUUUGUACAGUCUUUACUGUACAUUUAAACUGCCUUCAAAUAUCUGUUAAAGAUGGACAAGGUAACAACUAAUAAUUUAACAAUAACGGCUAAAUUGAAUGAUAUCAGUGUCGGAAAUAAAAUGUUUUCUGUCGUGUGUGUUCAUAAAGACAAACUGUUUUGAAUGGAUGUGUUGUAAUAUACAGUAUGUGUAAGUUUGCCAUUUAUUUUUUGUAUUUUGUAGUAAUGUUAUGGAACAAGUUAAAAAACCCUGAUUUAUAGUAUUUAUACUUUUGUGUAUGUUUGUGUGAUAAAAAAGAAUGAUUCUAAGUCGCAAACAAGUAAAACCUACAAGAUGGCCGGAAGGUUAGUUCACAUUAGGUAAGAUUUUGUACUAUUUUUAUGUGACAUGCUUUUUGUGACGCUGAUGAAUCCAUGGAGGACAUUUUUUGAAUGCCUCAUGCUUGGCAAAGCAUCAACGUCGUUCACAACCGAGAAGGUACGACGCAGUCAAGUCUUUCAUUCAAUGUGAUAUUUCAUGUAAUAAAUCAUUUGUAUUUUUAUUGUA